Molecule: messenger RNA, 1053 nt
Organism: Aspergillus alliaceus
Lineage: Eukaryota; Fungi; Ascomycota; Eurotiomycetes; Eurotiales; Aspergillaceae
Product: major facilitator superfamily domain-containing protein
Exons: 10
Coding region: 1-1053 (350 amino acids)
Biological process (GO): spermidine transport; transmembrane transport; spermine transport
Molecular function (GO): spermidine transmembrane transporter activity; spermine transmembrane transporter activity
Source: RefSeq, a predicted model, not a curated record
AUGGACGCUCCAAUCUCUGAACAUUCUCUUCAUGAUCAAGAGCUUGAACAGAUACAGUGGAAUAAUCCCCGAGAAAAGCUAAAUCCCCGAAACUGGCCAGUAUGGAAGAAGUUGUUCCACGCUGUUGUGCCAUGCAUCGUGGCGUUUGUAAUCACCUUUGGAACAUCUGUCAAUGACGCCGCGGUAGAAAUACUCGCAAGGAAGUUCGACGUCUCUCAGGCACUCUCUAUGCUCACACUUACGCUGUAUACGCUUGGUUUAGCAUUCGGGCCGCUUGCAGGCGCCAGGGCCGCAAGCAACCUCGCAACUCUCCUCAUAUGCCGUGAGUUGGCUGGAUUCUUUGGGUCCGCUCAAGUAGCGCUUGGUGCAGGAACUCUAGCUGAUAUCUGGCAUCUGGAGAAGGAAGGCAGUCCCUCAUCCCUAUUUUCCAUCCUGGGAAUGUUUCUAGGGCCCACGGUGGGUUCUGUUGCAGGCGCCUAUGCCCUUCAGGACCACCAUUGCGAGUGGAGAUUCACACAGUGGGUAAUGGUGAGAGAAACCUUGAAGGAGAAAAUAUUGGCGAAAGCGAAUACUUGCGAGAAAGCUAUGUCGAAGAAGGCGAAGUCCACGGUGGGACAGCUCGUCACUAUUGGACUUGGAAUGCUUGUAAAGAUGUUGCGCACCGAGGUCAUUGUUCUCUUGUUGACCCUCUAUUUCGCCAGUUCAUCGUAUGUCUUGAGCACCUAUAUCAGCGUCAUCGUUGGACACCUCCUCGCUGCUUUCAUGUUUGGAGUUUUCAAUAAGAGUCUCUAUGCGAACGCACGAGAAGCUGGUGGUGGUAUUGCCGCUCCAGAGACCUUCAACCACGAUCGCGUUAGCUGGUCUGCCGUUGUCUGUUCAGGAGUCCCUUUUGGAUCAGGGGCAUUUUCUCUUUUCCUGUCUACUAUCACGUAUCUCGUUGAUGUCUACAAAGCUAGAGCCGCAGCCUCAGCUCUCGCUGCAAAUGGAGUCAUAAGAUAUAUUCUAGGAGCAACAUUCCUUCUCUUUACUGUGCAAAUGUACCUUUUUGUAUGA